ACGCACGGCGUCCGACUUAGUCUUUGGUCGGCGUCAUCGUUCAAAAGUCGCUGUCCCUUCGGAAGAGAAAGAGAGUUAAGACUCCUGCCGGUGCAGUGGUUAGAGAUUGGAUCGUCGGAGGACCAGACAGGAUAAACAAUGCCGGCCCGCAACAAGGAUCAGGAGUCCGAGGUGCUCACUUGGAUCGAGGCUGUCCUGGGCGAAAAACUUCCACCGGGAAACUACGAGGACAUCCUCAAGGAUGGAGUCGUCCUGUGCAAACUCAUCAACAAACUGGCUCCCGGAUCGGUGAAAAAGAUUCAGGAAAAGGGAACCAACUUUCAGUUGAUGGAAAAUGUUCAAAGAUUCCAAGCCGCCAUCAAGAACUACGGCGUCCCACAAGAGGAGAUCUUCCAGACGGCUGAUCUCUUCGAGAGACGCAACAUCCCACAAGUGACCCUGUGCCUUUAUGCUCUCGGUAGGAUUACGCAGAAACAUCCUGAGUACAACGGACCCGGUCUAGGACCCAAGAUGGCCGACGAGAACAAACGAAUCUUCUCGGAGGACCAGCUCCGAGCGAGCGAGGGCCACCUCAAUUUGCAAAUGGGUUUCAACAAAGGCGCCAGCCAAUCUGGCCACGGUGGAUUCGGCAACACGAGACACAUGUAAACAUUUGCCUCGACCCGACAACUUGUUGACGACGAUCGCCUUAGGCACACAUUACUACUUGCUACCCAUCUCCACACAUUAUGAGACGGUUUUCACACUCUUGGAAUGGAAAAGCGUCGCGUGCGCGAACUUCGAAUGACAUUAAAAGCAUGUCCACGCGUGGGAGAGUAGAGCUAACAUCGUAACUCGUCGUUGUAAAUUUAUUUUCUCAUUCUUUGUACAAGUAAAUGCGAGAUUCUGUAACUGUGUCGAUCGAGUAGCGUAAUCGAUGGCUAAACACAUUCUACACGUUACAAUCACUCACUUUGCAUUAUACACUUUACAAUUUACUCUAUGUACUCUGCACAUUGCACAAACAACACGUACAACAUGGAUCACGUAUUCUACACGAACAUAUGGAAACAAGUACACGCACAGAAACACGGUUACACGCGUCGAGGACUCGAUAUAGACGUUGUUGAAGUCUAAUAAUUAUGCGUGGAAGUUCGACAAACAAUUUCGACGACGAUGUGCAAUAAAACGAAACUUAUAACUCGACUGAUAUUUCGCACCACGCAUAAUUAUUGAAGAUGACAGGCAACACGACGCGAAGUGCCAACAAAGCAUUUGUCAUUUUCCGUCGCACAAGUGGUCAGUAGUCUCGCAUUUGCUUCAAUGAAUUCCGUUGAUUCGAAGCAAACAGUCGUACUUUUCUAAGGUUUCUAAUUGUCCCUGAUACCUAAUCACCCUAUUCACAUGUGAACAAAUGUAUCGAAUAAAGAGGCAGCGCUGCUAUUUUCUAUUA
Messenger RNA from Megalopta genalis, 1432 nucleotides. RefSeq names its product myophilin. The record is from RefSeq and is a predicted model, not a curated record. Gene Ontology annotation, cellular component: actin cytoskeleton. Gene Ontology annotation, molecular function: actin filament binding. Gene Ontology annotation, biological process: actin filament organization; actomyosin structure organization. NCBI's taxonomy places the organism in Eukaryota, Metazoa, Arthropoda, Insecta, Hymenoptera, Halictidae.